This is a messenger RNA of Sesamum indicum (sesame), 999 nucleotides long. Its product is annotated as CASP-like protein 2A1. NCBI's taxonomy places the organism in Eukaryota, Viridiplantae, Streptophyta, Magnoliopsida, Lamiales, Pedaliaceae. The record is from RefSeq and is a predicted model, not a curated record.
CUCUGGUACUCAAACACAGGACGCGCAUCUCCAUCAUGAUGAGGAAAGGAAUGGAGAUGGGCGGAGAAGGGGUGGAGGAAACUGGAAGUCCCAUCAUGCGCACUGCGGAGACGCUGCUGCGUGUCCUCCCCAUGGCCCUCUGUGUGCUUGCGCUUAUCAUCAUGCUGAAGGAUUCCCAGGCUAAUGAAUAUGGUUCUCUCUCCUACUCCGACCUCGGAGCCUUCAGAUACUUAGUGCAUGCCAGCAGCGUCUGCGCCGGUUAUUCCCUUCUGUCGGCUGUAGUGGCGGCGGUGCCUCGGCCGUCCACCAUGUCCCGGGCUUGGACGUUCUUUCUUCUCGACCAGCUGUUAACGUACAUUAUACUAGCAGCAGGAGCUAUAUCCGCGGAGGUGGUGUACCUAGCGUACAAAGGCGACACCUCCAUAACAUGGAGCCAGACCUGCGGCGAGUUUGGUGGUUUCUGCCGCAAGGCCACUGCCUCAAUCGCGAUUACGUUCGUCGUCACCCUUUGCUACGUAGCUCUUUCACUCAUCUCCUCCUACAGACUUUUCAGCAAAUAUGACGCACCUGUUGCCUAUAGUGACAAAGGGAUUGAGGUCGCCACCGUCCGUAGCUGAUCCGUCAUCUCAUACACCAUAGCCACACACGGUGCAUAACUAAUAAACAGGUUAUUCUGGGCAGAUCGUGACUUUUGGAUUCUGGAACAUCGAUCACACGUUUUCAUCAGUGGGGAUUUGUGAGUAGAUCCCAAGAUGAUGAUCAUCCCGGAACAUAUGCAGGAAAAUGAAACAUGGAAACAUGACGAUGUUUGAUCGUGUAGAGUACACAUGCAAUCAUGUAUACGGCGGGUGGUGAUUGUUCCGGGAUUCACCAAGAAUUUUCCUUAAUAAAUUGUAGAAUUUUGUGUGCUGAAUAAUCAAGAAUGCUUUGUAUUCAUCACAUUAGUGAUGGAUGGACAGUGACUUCAAGUUCUUGAUCAAGUAGCACAAGUUGCAACAA